Messenger RNA from Myotis lucifugus (little brown bat), 1256 nucleotides. It is a transcript of the gene TERF2IP, whose product is annotated as TERF2 interacting protein. The coding region runs from base 33 to 1250 and encodes 405 amino acids. Gene Ontology annotation, molecular function: telomeric repeat DNA binding. The transcript has 3 exons. The record is from RefSeq and is a predicted model, not a curated record. Gene Ontology annotation, biological process: telomere maintenance via telomere lengthening; regulation of DNA-templated transcription. Gene Ontology annotation, cellular component: shelterin complex. Lineage: Eukaryota; Metazoa; Chordata; Mammalia; Chiroptera; Vespertilionidae.
GUGCCUAGUUCUUCUCGUCCUCUGCGUCAGCUAUGGCGGAGGCGAUGGAUGUGGGCAAAGACAACGGGCCCACUCACUCCUCGACUCUGUUCGUGAGGGAAGAUGGCAGCUCCAUAUCCUUCUACGUGCGUCCCAGCCCGGCGAAACGCCGGCUCUCGACGCUCAUCCUGCACGGCGGCGGCACCCUGUGCCGGGUGCAGGAGCCGGGGGCCGUGCUGCUGGCCCAGCCCGGGGAGGCGGCGGCCGAGGCCUCGGGCGACUUCAUCUCCACGCAGUACAUUCUAGACUGCGUGGAGCGCAACGAGAGGCUCGAUUUGGAGGCCUAUCGGCUGGGCCUGGCCCCGGCGGCCGACCGGGCAGCGGAGAUGAAGAGCGGGGCUCCGGCCGAGCGCGCCGCCGUGGAGCCCGAGGGGCCCCCGCUCACGGGGCGGGUCGCCUUCACCGACGCGGACGACGUGGCCAUCCUCACCUACGUGAAGGAACAUGCCCGCUCGACCAGCUCCGUUACGGGCAACGCCUUGUGGAAAGCGAUGGAGAAAAGCGCGCUCACUCCGCACUCGUGGCAGUCCCUGAAGGACCGCUACCUAAAGCACCUGCGGGGCCAGGAGCACAAGUACCUUUUGGGGGACGCCCCCGUGAGCCCGUCCUCCCAGAAACUCAAGCGGAAAGCGGAGGAAGACCCGGAGGCUGCCGACAGCGGGGAACCACAGAAUAAGAGAACUCCCGACUUGCCUGAAGAAGAAGAGGAAGAGGAGGAAGAAGAGGAAGAAGAAUUUGUAAAGGAAGAGAUCAAGGAGAAUGAAGAAGCAGUCAAAAAGAUGCUUAUAGAAGCCACCCGGGGGUUUGAGGAGGUUGUGGUGGAGGAAAGCCCUGAUUUUGAAAUACACAUUACAAUGUGUGAUGAUGAUCCACCCACACCUGAAGAAGACUCAGAAACACAGCCUGAUGAGGAAGAAGAAGGAAAAGUUUCUCCACCAGAAGUAGGAGCUGCAAUUAAGAUCAUCCGGCAGUUAAUGGAAAAGUUUAACUUGGAUCUGUCAACAGUUACACAGGCCUUCCUAAAAAAUAGUGGUGAGGUGGAGGCUACCACCUCCUUUUUAGAGUCUGGUCAGAGGGCUGAUGGGUAUCCCAUUUGGUCCCGACAGGAUGACUUAGAUUUGCAAAAGGGUGAUGAGGAUGCCCGAGAUACAUUGGUCAAAAAAUUUGGUGCUCAAAAUGUAGCUCGGAGAAUUGAAUUCCGAAAGAAAUAAUUGACA